AUGAGCGCUGGUGGAGGAGACAGGCCCCUUACAUUUCGGCCAUCAGUCGAUGAUAGGGCUCAGCUUGACGCUUUUCUGAAGGACGUAUUCAAGAAAUACUUGGAGCAGAGAUCUCACUUAUUAGGUUCCUCGUCGGAUCAACCAAGUCUCAAUCCCUCUCAAGGCCAGACAAAGGAAGAAGACGACCGAAGUUUGGCCCUGAGACGGGCUUCAAUGCCCGCAGCAACAGCUGCAGCAUCCACAAACCCAAUCCCUGCAGGAAAACAAGUUGGAACAUUGAAACAGCCCCCGCCCGCAGUGCUGCCCACGAAAGUAGCACAGAUGGCACCGGCUCCAAGAAAUCCUCGUCCUUCCAAGAAAAGGAAAAUCUCAACUUUGACCUCUUCUCCCCCAACGAGUCCUGAAGCCCCUGAUAGGCCCCCAAGUGAACCAAAGAGCAGCACUCCGGCUGCAGCAGGUAGCAUUUGGAAGUCAGAGAAAGGUGCUGGUCCCAAAGUAGCCGCUGAACCGCAAGACGGGAAGUCAGAAAUUUGUUCUCCUGAAGCCAAAAGUGUUCCAACGGUCAAUCAUGAGUUCAUUCAAAGGCAGCUGGAUUCCAUUGCUCGAGCAAGUCUUUUGCGCGCCAAGACGAUUGACAUUCAUGCCCCUGAUCCAGAACAGGAUGCCCCGCCGAAUGAGACACCGGUCCAAAAACGCCGUCGUUUAGAACGGAUUAACGGGAGAAGAAAGAGGGCCAAAAAGCUCAUCGAAAUUGAUUCUCUCAACGAACGGCUUGUUACCCUGGUUCAGGAGAACAAUCGGCUCAAGUCCGAGAAUGCUGAUUAUCGACAGAAAAUCGAAGUGAUCAAGAAAAACCUGGCGAGUGGAAGGAGUAUUGCCAGCCCAGGGCGCCAAAGCACAAGUCAACCUGGUCGAGCUGGAACGCCUCUUGUUCGACUGCCGAAUCAGGUUCAAACCCAGCCUUCGCAGUCAGCGUCACUCCCAUCGUCUCGUCCGUCCACACUACCCUCCAUACUUCCUCAAUCGCAGCCUCCUCGACUGCUCCAAUUGCAGCAACAAGUCCCACCACAAGCUCAGUUGCAACCAGCACUUGCAUCCGCUGCAACACUUCCUCAGCAUGUUUUGUUCUCAUCGCUUCUGUCAACCUUGGUUCCUUCUCCUUCGCCCAACCAGUCGUCUCUGUUGGCAAGUUUGUCAACAAACAAUCCUCGUUUGCAGCUGCAGAAUUCAUCCAUCCUCUUCCGGCCGCAAUUACAAUUGCAAACUCAGCUGCAGUUGCCUCUUCAACUGGCAGUGGCUCGACAACAACAGCAACAGCAGCAACAACAACAACAUCCACCACAACCACAGCAGGUCCUGCCGUCUUCGUCUGGGUUCGCGCAGCUUUAUGCGGGGAAUCCUGCUCACUUGCCACCUUCGACAGUAUCCAUGAUUUCACGAAUUGCACAAGCUUCGCGUCAGCCAGAUCAGUUGUACCCUUUUGCAGUGAGAACCGCUCCUUUACAUACGGGAACGUCGGCAACAACACCUGUUGCUGCCGUGGCUUCCCCCGAAGCCGCUCGGUCCGGCUCCCCUCCACCCAGAAACGCCAAGGAACUCAAGGCUUGGAUGGAAAAGCAAAAGAAGGAAUCCAAAAAGUAA
Seminavis robusta is the source of this 1641-nucleotide messenger RNA. The record is from the annotation of a GenBank genome assembly. Lineage: Eukaryota; Bacillariophyta; Bacillariophyceae; Naviculales; Naviculaceae.